AUGUCUGACGGCUCCUUGGAGCGCUUGCGGGAUCAACUUAUCGGGUGGGCCCGUGACAUCGAGUGGCCCAGGGCCGACGACGAGGCGCGAGAUGGGAUUUGGCGGUCGACGGCGGCGACGGGCGAGGAGUGCUGUAAGAAGACCAGCCUGUUCAUGCAGAAUAGCUACUGGCCUUUUACCAAGGUCAUCCGGUAA
Gaeumannomyces tritici R3-111a-1 is the source of this 195-nucleotide messenger RNA. RefSeq lists its product as hypothetical. The record is from RefSeq and is a predicted model, not a curated record. The transcript has a single exon. NCBI's taxonomy places the organism in Eukaryota, Fungi, Ascomycota, Sordariomycetes, Magnaporthales, Magnaporthaceae. Bases 1 to 195 code for a protein of 64 amino acids.